Messenger RNA from Miniopterus natalensis, 821 nucleotides. RefSeq names its product chromosome 19 C1orf54 homolog (gene C19H1orf54). NCBI's taxonomy places the organism in Eukaryota, Metazoa, Chordata, Mammalia, Chiroptera, Miniopteridae. The record is from RefSeq and is a predicted model, not a curated record.
CUGCAGCUCCCUCCCUGCUUUGGAGGAGGACCGGAGGCGGGCUACGUUUGGUGGGAAACGCUGUAAUUUCCUUUUUUACUCUCACAGUAGUAGUGCAGUAUCCACAAUGAAUGUCCUCUUUGUAGCCAUCCUUGCUGUGCCACUUAUCCUGGGACAAAAAUAUGAGGAUGAAGAAGGACUGGAAGAGGAUGAUUAUUAUCAAGUGAUCUAUUAUUAUACAAUCACCCCCAAUUAUGAUGACUUUGGUGCAAAUUUCACUGUUGAUUACUCUAUAUUUGACUCAGAGGACAGGCUGAACAGCUUAGAUAAGAAGGUAACAGAAGCAGAAGAGACUACCAUUAGUCGUGAAACAGAACAUGCAGACCAUCAGAGGCCUUUAACAGUGAAACCAGUGACAAUGGAACCAAGUCCAGACAUGAACCAUGCUGCAUCCAGUCUGCAGAGUCCUGUUUCCCUUCUCCUGUCCUGGGCCCUCCUUGAGGGGUGGAUGUAUUUCAUGUAGAAGGAGAGAGAAGGCUGCUGUGACUCUUUGGAAAUUUGGGAAGAGGAAAUUGGAAGAUAAAAUAAAUAAAUGAAAUAACCUGGUUACUCUCUACUCCUUCAUGAAGGUCUGUUCUAAAGCCACAAUACUAAAGAGAGCGCCAGGAUAUGGAGGUGGGAAGGGGUAGAUUAGAAAGGGAGGGAGGUGACAAUAGUAUUGGGACUGAAUAAACCUGAAAUUUUGGGAGGAAUGGAGAAGAGCACCCACAGACAACAAGUUUAUUAACAAUCCAUGAUUCCCUCUAAUUCUAUUGCUUUAUUAUAUAUGGUGUUCAAACUGU